Messenger RNA from Beta vulgaris subsp. vulgaris (sugar beet), 1219 nucleotides. RefSeq names its product transcription factor bHLH75. The record is from RefSeq and is a predicted model, not a curated record. Bases 82 to 855 code for a protein of 257 amino acids. Gene Ontology annotation, biological process: regulation of DNA-templated transcription. Gene Ontology annotation, molecular function: protein dimerization activity; DNA-binding transcription factor activity. NCBI's taxonomy places the organism in Eukaryota, Viridiplantae, Streptophyta, Magnoliopsida, Caryophyllales, Amaranthaceae. The transcript has 6 exons. Gene Ontology annotation, cellular component: nucleus.
AUAUACAAAAUCAAAUCACGAAAUCGUAAUAAACAUUAUAUAUCACUCCUAUUAAUCGUAGUAUACAACUUCCCUUCUAAUAUGGAAGAGUUCAGAAAUGAUAUUCAGAAAGUACUUAAACCUACAGCUGCUUUCUCACAGCUGAACUCAAAUAUGGAACUAUUUACCAGUUUCUCUGAAUUGAAUCAGCCUUUGAGUUCUCAUAUACUAGAUUAUUUCUCAAGCAAUAACGUUAUAAACAAUGCAGAUACUAAUCAACCACCAUACUCGAAUGAGCAGCUCGAGUUUACUUUCGUCGAAGAUAGUGCCAUUGCUCAUAGCUUACUCUGCGUUUCUGAUCAAACACAUUCUACUGCCGUACAAUUAUCUUCUGAUUUCGGGAGUGAGGCUGGUCCAAACAAUCGGAUAGACCAAAAUAAUAGUACGACAGGGAAAAAGAGGAAGAGAAAAGAUGAAGUUGAAGUGGAGAAGCCAAAAGACGUAAUUCAUGUAAGAGCUAAAAGAGGGCAAGCUACUGACAGCCAUAGUCUAGCAGAAAGAGUUAGAAGGGAACGAAUAAACGAGAAGCUGAAAGUGUUGCAAGAUUUAGUUCCUGGGUGUUACAAGACAAUGGGAAUGGCUGUUAUGUUAGAUGUAAUUAUCAAUUAUGUACGAUCUUUACAGAAUCAAAUCGAGUUUCUUUCCAUGAAGCUUUCAGCAGCAAGUAUGUUUUAUGAUUUCAACUCUCCUGAAGCUGAGGCGAUAGAAACUCUGCAGAGGACAACAAACCCUUGUGACGCUGAGGAGACUGAGAGAGUGGCGAAAGAAGGGUAUGGAGGAAUGCUCCCUAAGCUUCAUUCAUCAUGGCCCUUUUGACUGCAUCCUAUUUGUUUUAUAAGCUCAAACAUGGCCUCAAAAUCUCAGAAUUUUACCUUUUACACUAGUUUUGUUUUUAAGAUUUUCUGAAUAAAUGCUUUUCGCUUAUGAUGAAUCUUAACAAGUAUAUAUAGAAUAUAUACAGUCCCAUUGAACUAUACAAGUUUGACUAACUUGCGAAGGAAAAAAAAAAUAGGAACGAGUCUUAUACCAUAAUUACAGUUAGUAAUCUUAAAGCUUAAUUUGUUACUCUAUACUAUCACACAAGUCAAUGAUAUUCUAUAUGAUCUUUCUGUAUUUUUACCAGUAAUUGGAUAAGAGUACUUAUAUUUCUUUUAUAUAUCAGAAAAUUACAAAAGCAUCA